AUGAAUUCUUGGAAAAUUACCAAAUUAAAUCAUGUUGCAAUUGCUGUGCCAGAUCUAGAAAAAGCUGCUUCAUUUUAUCGUGAUAUUUUAUGCGUUGAAGUUAGCGAACCAAAACCCAUUAAAGAACAUGGUGUUACCACAGUGUUUGUACGACUAGAUAAUGUUAAUAUUGAAUUGAUUCAACCUCUUGGUGAUAAUAGUCCUAUUAGUAAAUUUAUAGAAAGUAAUAAAAAUGGUGGAUUACAUCAUCUUUGUGUUGAAGUUGACAAUAUAUAUAAUUGUUUGAAGCAUUUAAAUGAUAAAAAUAUUCGAACAUUAAGUGCUGAACCAAAAAUUGGAGCAUCAGGUUCACCUGUCCUAUUUCUACAUCCUAAAGAUACAUGUAGUGUAUUGCAUGAAUUGGAACAUGUUCCAGAAAACUAUGAUUCUCAUUAA
Schistosoma margrebowiei is the source of this 435-nucleotide messenger RNA. Lineage: Eukaryota; Metazoa; Platyhelminthes; Trematoda; Strigeidida; Schistosomatidae. The record is from the annotation of a GenBank genome assembly.